Messenger RNA from Lymnaea stagnalis (great pond snail), 13823 nucleotides. Lineage: Eukaryota; Metazoa; Mollusca; Gastropoda; Lymnaeidae. The record is from the annotation of a GenBank genome assembly.
AGUACACAGUAUAUCGGAUAUUCCUAUAGUAUAGUCCUUUUUCAAACAGAGUAAACAAAUAAAUUUUUUUCACAUAUUAUUAUCCUACUUGUACUACCAUUUGUAACAUUUCCAUUUUAAUGAUUAUUAUUUUAACAUUUGAAAUUGUGACAAUUAUUUAAUAUUUUACAAGCUCAAAAGCUUUACCAAUCCAAUUACAUAAAUAAAUACUUUUAAAUAUUAAAUACAUUCUGAUUCUCAUUCUAAAUUGUAUUGUGGAUCUAUGAUGGCGAAUGUCGAUAAGGACAUGCCUGUGUUAUCAAAUGAAGGUACGUCACAUUAUUUAUUUAUUUAUUUAUUUAUUUAGGCAUUUUUAUAUAGCGCUUAUCAUAAAGCUCUAAGCGCUUUACAAUUAUUAAAACAUGUAAACUAAGUAAAUACAAAUGAGACACUAGGAUAGUAACUACUAUUCUAUAGAAACAAUUUCAGGAUUAAACCGAAACAGAAAAUUAGGUAGGGCAAGGAGGGUGCAUCACAGGUCAUAGGCGGACCUAAACAGAUGAGUUUUAAGGGACUUUUUGAAAAUGGACGAGGUUUCACUAUGACGUAUAUCAUAUACUAUAUGGAAGGGGAGCUGGUUCCAGAACGUGGGCCCAUGGAAGCAGAAGGAGCGUUCACCGAUGGUCUUAGUUUUAGUUCAUUAUAACAUUAUAAGAGUUAGCUUCAUUAUAAUUGGUAACGGUUAUUUUUUUUUAUUUUUAUUUAUUUGAUCACAAAUUAAGGGUUAUUGAACCCUUUCCGGUCGACUCCGACGGGGUGGGGAGGGGGGGGGGUGCAUAAUAGUUCUGACCGAAAGUUAACUUUUUCUAAUCCAUAUUUUUUAAUGCUUAGUAAAGCAGAAAGGAAUUGAUAAUGAUAAACAAUUCAAAAUGGGUCUACGAUCGGAUUACAAUUUACCGCAUCUGAAGUUGAAAAAAAUGAUUUUUUGAAGACAAUUCAUCGGUGAUUAUAGGAAGUUAGGGCUGAAUACUAGACUAGAAGGUAAUGACAGUGAUUUUUACCUAAUAAAAGCAUCUAAAGCAGAUAUUUUUUUAUCUGAAUGAUGGCAUUCGGCAUUAGUAUCAGUAGUCAUUUAUUGUCAUUAGUGACUCAUUCAUUUAUCAUUAGUCAUUACUUGUCAUUAGUCAUUCAUUGAUGAUUUUUGAUAUUCAUAUUUCAUAUGACAUUAUCAUCAUUAUGAUUAUCACUUAUCAUUAUGAUUAUACAUUCAUUAUUCAAUUAUUUAUUGGCUGUUUCAGAUUUAGCGGCCCACAUUGACUUUGUUAGUUAAGGCAGGCAUAGGGAUGAAUUUAAUUAUAAUUAUAAUAUUGUUGGAAUAACUCUGUUAAUUGAGUAAUAACUAAUAAACAGGAAAAUAUAAAAAUAAAAGUGACUAAAAUUAAAUUGGGCAGAGAGUUGGGAGAGAUGUUUUAAAAAAGAGCAGUAAAUUGAAGUUUUUUAUGGAAUUAAUAAUUAAUGGGUAAUCGACCACUUGAGCGUGGGCCAAGAAAAACUCCAGCUGUUCUGGUUGGAAGGGCUAUUUAACUCUUUCGAUGCGGAACAACGCACUCUGCGUUCUUCCGCCGUUCUCAAAAGCACGGACGAACGCGCUGUGCGUUGUUUCAAUAUCAUGUUUCUUUCUUUGCUAUUUCUCGGUUAAACUUUUUAAGAGCUAUUUUUAAAUAAGACUUUUACAUAGAAGAGUGGUACUUCAUUGUUUACAAUCAAAACCAAGGCUUAUUUAUUGUCAAUGGAAGCAUUAUUUUGACGAUUUUCUUCACGUUUCUUUUUUUUACUGUUGCUAUGGCUACCCUAGGCUCUAGUAGGUAAGUUUCCUAGACGAUUAACAGUUAAAAAAGCUUUGAAAUUGUUUUAUAAUAUUUAUUUUGUCAGCGAAGAUGAUUUAUAUUUAAAUGCAUCGCAUGAUUCCGAUGGUAGUAGUUUUAGAGGAAUUGAGUUAUAGAAUUGAAGAUGAGGUAUGCGUACAUCGUUGGGUUUAGGGAAAAAUGUUUUAGCAAAAAUGUUUUCACAUUUUAUGGUUCGUGUAAUUUAUUUUUUUUAAACUGUAGAAACUAGUGUGCAAAUAUAUAGUCCUUUCAAUUACCUUUCAUUUGAUACUAAGUUUAGUCUUAUAAACCAAAGAAUAAUAUUUUAAAUAUUUUUUAAUAAAACCCAAUCUCUCACUCUUUUUCCGCUCUUCGAAAAAAAUGUACAUUUUUUCGAUGAAAAAAUUCCGCAGCGAAAGAGUUAAACAACUAUUCUUAUAUUAUUUUUAAUGACACUGGUUGUACGUAUUCAUUCCCAUAAUAAUAGACAAUUUUUUAAAAUAGAAAAACUAUAACAUUUUUUUUUUAAAUAGAAGAUAAUGAGUGAAAAUGGAAUUAUGCAUAGUUCUCCCCCAAGUUGACAAUGAAGUUUUAAAAAAUAUAAUUUCCACGAAAACGGUUGUGGUACAUGAAUCCACGUAAAUAUGAAGGGGAAAGAUCACCGGCGCUUCUUGUGCCAAACUGUCUUUCCAGUAAUUGCUUUCUGAGCAUUCACGUUUUCCACAUUCUGUGUGUGGACAUCCGCGUCAUCUGGAUAAAAAAAAAAUAAUUGUUGUCUCUUUUUCUUCCUGGCAUAUCGGUAGCUUGGCAGUAAUAAUUAUUUAAAUGUAUUAGUACUGUGCUAUAUAACUAACCCUAUACGAAGCAAAAAUAUUAAUAGACUCCAAUGUAAGAAUAGUUGUUGAAAUAGCCCUUCCAACCUGAACAACUGGAUUUUUUCUUUGCCGACGCUCAAGUGGUAGAUUACAGAAUUAAUGAUACUGAUACAUUAAUAAAAAUGAAGUUAACGAUAACAAACCAUAUUGUAACCAUUUUGUUUUUCCCUUUGAAAUAAUUAAAUAUUAAAUUCAAACUGUAAAUAUUUUAAAAUAACAGAACACACAUCUUUCUUUAAGUACACAAGCUUUAAUAAGCAAAAUUUAAAUCCAUAUAGUGAAAAAAAAGGUUAAAAAGUUAAAACUAAUUAUGACUUAAAUUUAACAAAAUGGGGGCAAUAAGUAGGUAUUCCUACUCAAAUUUGUAAAUACAUCUUUCACACACAAGGAGCAUAUCAUUGGACAUUCAAAAGAGCUGGCUUUAAGCUUUCCAAUGACACCAAGAUGAUCUUUGUAUCAUUUAUAGGAAAACAGUUAUGAAUUUUUUAGUGAUUUAUUUUUUCCCCACAAUUCGGCUUUGUAUUUAAUUUUUAAAACUGUGAUCGAAUUAUUACUCUGUUUGUAAUAUUUUAUUUCUAUCCUUUUGGCUAUUUAAAUUAGACCCCUCAAAUUUGGAGGAGACAUGAACAAUAUAAUGUUUAACAAAACGAAACACAUGAAUUAUGAAUUAACUUUUUUUUUUUUUUAAUAUACUUUAGGAGCAUAUGGCGUGGAUAACGUCAAGUGUCGAAAAAUUUAAUUUUACAAAAAAAAGACAUAAUUAUUAAACAAAAAGAGCUAUUGCUAUAAAAUUUUCAAAUCAAACAGAUAAUGUACAUCUAAAAGUAAGGCAAAUUUAAAAUAAAUAAAAUGCAGAUCAGAAACAUUUAUGAAAUAUAAGAAAAAUUAUUUUUAAAAAAAGCAGCCACUGCCGAGAAAUUUUUACAUUUAAAUGCAUAACUUUUAAAAUAAUAAAGCUAUUGCAAUGAAAUUUUCAGUACAAAUAGAUAGUGACAAUUUAAAGGUAAUGGAAUUACAAAUAUUAAAUAAGCUCCUGCCUGUUCAAUGGAUAUAUUUUCACAUAGGUUUUAGGCAAUUCUUAUAGGGCCACUCCAUGGCUUCAAUAUCGGCUUCUACUGGGAUUUCUGUGCAUUUAACAUGGUACCAAAUGUCACAGCACACCCAUUCUUCUCCUCAUCCUCCAUGCACACCAUAUUUAAGGCACACAGUGUUGUCAUGGUCCUCAUCAAUGUCACUAUCAUCUCCAUCUGGAAGAUUUGUUCUUUUUCUCAUGGUCUUUUUUCUUGGAGCUUUAUCUUUUUUUGCUGCAUCUUCUCUCAGUCGCUUCAAACAUGCAUCAAUGGCAUCCUUUUGUAAGGGGUGUUCUGUUUUUCUUGGGACCACUUUCUGAUGGCGUCGCAUGAAGCCACUCAAUCAGUCCCUACGGCUACUAGGUCGACCAUUCUCAAAAGGUAUUUCAAGAUAAUUUUCCUUCACAAAUUCUUGAAUGAUGUCUUUUAACUCCUCUUUACUGAAACCUCAGCCCACUCGGCCAACACAAUAAGGCAGUCUGCCAGUUGUUCUUCUUGAUCAGGCGUCAAAGCAGUUUACCUCCCUUGAUGAGAAUUUACUGGUAUUUGACCUUGUACUCUCCUUAAAAAACCCUUUUUAGAAACUCCAAAAUGCUUGGAUGCCUGGUUGGCAGACAUCUGCUUACCCAUGACAGAAUUGUAUGCAUCUGUCAUUGUCUGGCUAGUUGCAUAGGACUUCCUGCCUCCUUCCUCUUUCUUUUUUUGGUCCGAACCAUUCUGCAAAAUUAAGGGGGCAAUAAGUUUCAUUAUCAAAACUGUAUUAAAAAAUUUUGUUUAUCCUAUUUCUAUAAAUUUAUAACUUUUGUUUUCAAUUUCAACUAUAUCAGUGUAAUUUUUAUUCAAUUAAAACAUGGAUUUUAUUCAAAAUAUUAAACUGAUCAAUAUAUUUGGUUGUUUUAAUAACCUUUUUAACAGUUGGGGUAUUUAGCCCCUGCUAAUUAAAAUAUUUCUUUUUAUAAACUAAAUAAAAAAUCUAUAGAACCUAAUUUCUCUUACAAAUGCUUUCUAUUCAAAAUAUUGAAAGGAACUUAGGUAUAAAGUAUAAAGUGAAUAAAGCUUUUUAUAAACAAUCUCUAAAUCAUUCAUCCAACAGCCAUUUUACUUUGCAAAAAUGGUCAGCUUCAUUUGCUCUACAAAUAUCAGUAUUUUAACUCAUACAUUAACCACACUCAUAGUUAAAAGCUAAAAAAAAAUAUUUACUUAGUUUAGCUGUACUUGAAAAGCACUCAUCUUAUAAGGCAAAUUAAAAAUCAAUACCCUAGGUUAGAAACCUAAGAAUGGUUGUGAAAAGGUCUCUGAAUGGUUAGUAAGUCUCUAUCAAGUAAAACUUAAUGCCUUUCUCUCUUCUUACAAUAAUAUCAAGCAUUUUAUUUUAAGAACUGAGCAACUGGCGUUUAAUACUCCAUAGAGCAUAUUACCCUUUUUACCCUAUACAUCAGUGAUUGUCAUAACGUUAGCCAAACAGACAUCAUAUAAUAAAUACUGUGGUACGCAAGAUGAGCUCAUUAAUAUUCAAAAUGCCGGUAUAUUUCAUAUGUCAUAUUUGAAUAUCAACACAACAUGAAAAAUGUUCUCCAAAAUUUAGGGCCUUGUAUAUCACAUUGUUUGUAUUGAUAAGGGGAACAAUAAUAGGUAGCAUUUGGAAGGCUGAACCUAUGUGUCCAUUUAAAAUGUGUCUCAGAUAGCAUAGCAAAAUAAAUGUAUGAAUUUAAAUUAUAAAAAAUCAGAAUAUAGUAGGAGUGGCACUCCUUAGAACGGCGGUCCCAUAUUAUAUCUACAGAAAUAAAAAUUAAAAAUUAAUUUUUACCUCAUGGAAAAACAUUAAAACACUUCAGUUGCUACUUAACAUGUAUUUAUUGCUUAUGACCAUACACGGCACUCCUCAGAAUGGCAUCCCACAUUAAAAUGACAAUACAUUUCGUUAGAAAGUGGACAGGACUUGAGAGAGGGUGGUCCCUUGGCCCCAGUGUAGCUGAUGCCCUAAAUCUAACUUAAUGGUCUAUUAAUUUACAUAACUUUAAAACUGUAUGAAUAUUGCUUUUGGUCUGAGAUUGGCAAAAAAUCGGGCCACACAUUGGCUAAAUCUACCAAAACAACCUAAGUGCUUGACUGACUUUUUAAAUACAUUUUUUAUAUUAAAAUUUCACCUUAAAACCACUGAAAAUACACGACAAAACAAUGGGAAAACAAUAAGUACAUGUUAUAUAAUUUAAUUGGCAUUCAGUUUAAAGGAAUUUUUUGUUUGUCAUUUGUAAGCACUAUCAAAUUAAUUAAAUUGCUGAAAGUAAUUAAUACCUGGAUGGUAAGACUACAUAAAAACAAGGUGACUGGAAAUGCUGGAAAGUGCUAUACAUUGUUUACUUAUGUGUUUUCUCAAUUAAAAGUUCCUGUUUCAUCAUAUUUUUUUACAUGAUUUUUUUUCCUUGCUUCAUUAUUCUUAAAGUGUUGUUUUACAGAUAACUCAAUCUAGGAUAUGAUAUUUUAUAUAAGUACGUGAUAUUUGGUUUUAACAUAAACACUGUGCACUUAUUUCUCCUAUAUUAGCUCCCAUACCUACUCAUAAUCGGCAAUCAUUAUUCAGCAAUUUUUCAAGUAAAUUUAAAUUUCUUACAUUUUUGUUUGUCUUUUUACAUUCUAGGUCUUUUUACAGAAAUGUUUGCGGUUUUGUUGCGUCUUUUUUUCCCAAUGUUCCCCUGCCCUUAGUUUUCUUUUUUCUAUUAUUUUAGUGUCAUGAAGCAUAGUCUACUUAAAACACAUAACUAUUAUUUCAUCACCAGAAGCAACAUCAGCUGGUAUAAAAUGUCUUGUGGAGCUUCCUAAUGAUGUCCAAAAGAGAAAUAUAUUUGAACAUUUUAUGGCAUAUGAGGUAAGGUACGGUAUCUAUAUAUAGAUAUAUAUAGAUAAUCCCUUAUUUUAACGCAAAUUAUAGUGAGAUAUCCGCAGGCCACCAAUUAUUCUGAAAUAAUGCAACCAUUUUAAAAUAUUCUGUUUUUGGCCGGGGGCCCUAAAUUCUUUCUUUUCUAAAAUGAGCUAUAUAAAUAUAAUUUUAAAAAGAGGUGAUGGAUGGGUGGAUGGAGUUUUAAUCAAAUAAAAAAGCGACAUUGCAGUUUGUUUGUUACAUAAUUAGUAGGUUUCUGAAUAAGUACAACCAUUUUACAAUAUUCUGUUUGUGGCCAGGGGCCCUACAGUUGUUUUUUCCUAAUAUGAGCUAUAUUAAUAUAAUUUUCUCAUACUUUCCGAUACCAGGCAUCUGAUUGAGAUAAAACUUUACAUAAUUAGUAGGUUUCUGAAUUAGUACAACCAUUUAACAAUAUACCGUUUGGUGCCUGGGACCAUAAAUGUUGUUUUUUUUCACUAUAUCCGCUAUAGAAAUAUAAUUUCAAACAGAGCUAUUGCAUGAGUGGAUAAAUCGCUACAAGUGUGUGGACUAAAUUUUGAAAAUCCAUGAUUCUCCCAUGGACAUCUGUACAUGGCCUGAUUACCCAUCCAAAAACGUUCUGGUAUAUUCGUGUAUACACCAGACAGAAAAACAACAAAUAUUGUGCAUGUUUAAAGUACUUCAAAAACAUAAUUAAAUCACUAACACUUUCUUUCUUUGAGUGUCAUUGCAACUCAUGCUUGGUACUCGCUAGUAAAUAUGUUAUGCAGUGGCUUUGGUAGUGAUAAAGAUAAUAUGUUUGCACUGCUCACGAUGAACUGGAUAUGUUGCUUCACAUUUAUAAGUCAAACAAAUCAAUAUGGGAAAGUGAAUUUUUUAUUAAUUAGUAAUAGUGAUUCUAUGAUUUGAUAUGAUAAGAUGAGCUUUUUUUAAUCGAUCCAAUUAAAUAAAUCUUUAUUUUGAUUACAUGUAAAUAAUAAUGUUCAGAAUAUGGAUGCAAAUCAUUCCUUAUAAUAAAUAGUGCAUUUUUGUGUCAUUUGUGUUACUAAGUUGGUAUUUGUUCAUAGGUGUGACUAUGUUGGUAAUUGUUCAUAGUUGCUACUAUGUUGGUAAUUGUUCUUAGGUGUUACUAUGUUGGUAAUUUUUCUUAGGUGUUAGUAUGUUGGUAAUUGUUUAUAGGUGUGACUAUGUUGGUUAUUGUUCAUAGGUGCUACUAUAUUGAUAAUUGUUCUUAGGUGUUACUAUGUUGGUUAUUGUUCAGAGAUAUUACUAGGUUAGUAAUUGUUCAUAGGUGUUACUAAGUUGGUAAUUUGGAAAGAUUUGUAAAUUUUUUUGAUACACCUGUAGUGUUAGGGAAAUGGUGUAGCAUGGAAAAGACGUUAUUUUAAAAAAAAAUAUGUUUUUUUGUCAAUGGGAAAUGUGUGCAUCAGGAGAUCCUCUUCGAGGGUUUUCCUUAAACUAAGAUGAAUUAAACAAAUGUGAUUUUUUUUACUGUGGCUUGGUCAUUCAUAAAUAUUUUAUUAAAUUUUUCAUUUGGUUCACAAAAUGCAAGUCCAUCCUGUGCAGGGGGCGUCAGAUAGAUUAUCUCAUUCAUGAGAACAUUGUGUUGAGUGUGAACUUUACUUGAAAUCUGAACAUUGUAAAAUGUAUCAUUAAAUAAUAUUAAUUCCUAGACCAAGGUGAACAACCUUUUCCCAAGAAGUCUUCGUGAAUAAGCUGAUCUUAGGGAUCCGUAAUGAAGAGUAUGGGAUGUAUAUAUCCUCAAAUUCUUUUUAUUUUAUUAAUGUAUUAUGCUUGAAGGAGAUCUUCAAGAGAAGAUAUUUUGUCUGUGUCAUAUUACUUACAGGCUUUAUUAAAAAUGUUGUUUAGAAACAUUAAUGUCUGCACCAGCAGGUAAUAAUGAAGCUCAGCUGACAUACAAAUGUUUUAGCAUGGAAUAUUUUACAAUUUAUUUGUUAACAUGCAAAUUGUAUUAUGUUUUAAAGAUAGUAGAUCUUUGACAUAUUUUAUAAGCAAUUAGGUUAGCGUUCUUGUCCGUUUAUCUUAUUAUUAUUAUAGAUUUAUUUUUAUUGUAAGAUUCGAUCCAGGUUAAAGCCUCUCUGGAAAUUGAUAAAACAUUCUUUGGUUUAUGAUGCAUCCAAGUGAAUGAAAUGUUCCUCACACUAAUGCAUUAAGCUUGUAUCUAAGUUUCUGUACCACAUUUGAUAAGAUUUUCAAAACAAUUCAUUUUUAUAGAAAUAAGUGCCACAGAAAGUCUGUAUUUCAUUACUGCAUGCGAUGUUAUUUGUUUUUGAAUUUUGUAAAGUUUCCGAGUUUUUUCCAUUCCUUUAUAUAUUUAAGCGUUUUAGACAAGCCCUGCAUUUCUUUGUGUGAUUUAAGAAAAAUAAUUUUAAUAUUUUUUGUUAGAAUAGCUCUUUACAAUAUUUCUUUUUUUAUUUGAAUCAAGUAAUUACUUUUUAUAUUGUGUGAAUUCUUUCAGAAUUCUUGCUUGUACAUUCAGCUUGGCUGCUCCGUUUUAGUCUUGGGGAAAGAAAAAACUUCACAAAAUCCUCAACAAUCUCAAGUUAAAUUCUUCCUAUGAUUCUUUAUAUUAUUACCACUCUCAAUACCUUGUUACUUCCACUCUCACACUGCAUUUUAGAUCACUAAAAAUCCAUAACAACGAAAAGAAAACCGUAAUCUAAAAAACAUCACCGAUCCAAGCCACAUUGAAAAAGCUGCACAAUAAAUCUCUUCACCACGUCACUCACAAACAAAUCACAAAUUACAUACGGUAACAUAAACCAAAGCACACACUCAUGGAAAAAAUCAUUAGUUUUAAAUAUUUUUUAAAAAAAUUGUGGUUCUCUAAUAAGUCUAUCUUUGCUCAGCUAAACUUUCAUCUUGAUAAAAAAUUUUGGAUAUCUUAAUUUUUAAAAAAAAUGAAAAAGUUAGGUUGGUGUGGGGAUUGUUUUCUCAAUACAAAACAUGAAAAACGAUUUGAUGGUGUUUGUUAGUUAAUCAUUGUACUUUCCAAGGAACUUUAACGUUUUCCUGCUACUACAUCUAACCACUAUUUAAUAGCUUUUAUAUUUGUUGUUGUUUUUUAAAACAGGUUUUUAUCACAGAGUUAGGCACAUCAUUAUGUUAUGAUUCUUCUAGUAAAGAAACUGUGAUGUUUUGUUUGUGUAUCGCAUACAACAGGUCUAGAUUUUGGUCCUGUCAUGUAGGACAUGUCUUGUACUGAGUUUAUGUUGCCAUUGAUUUAUCUCGAGAUAUAUGUUUAAAGUUUCAAAUAGCCAAACGAGAUGAGCUUUUUUUUUUCUAAAUCAUAUAUAAUAUCCCAUCUGUCAAAAGCUUGCUCCUUGUCAGCAUUAGGUGACAUGUAAAUGAGGAUAAUACAGAUCUGAACCUAUACAUUGUCAUAAACAAUCUUUCUAUUUUAGUUACAUUAAUCAUUUAUCAAAGUAAUCAUUAAACAAUUACUAAGUAAUUUUUUCUAGAUAAUCUAUAGAUUUUCUUGCAUUUUAAAUAAUACUUAGAUACAUGUUUACCACCUAAUGUAUAAGCGUAGCCGGCGUUUUUAAAAUAAUUUUAUGAUACUAAUUUUCCUAGAUGUGCAUAGUUUAAUAUCUAGAUAUGUAACCCAUUGCUCCCAUUAUUCAACUGGUUUUAUAAGACUUUAAAAUGAAUGAUAGUUCAUUUUAAUUUUAAAAAAUUUUUUUAAUCCUGGAAAAAAAAAAUAAUUUAUAUAUACCGGUAUAUAUAUUUAUAUGUAUUUAAAGUGAAAUAUAAUUAUAAAGUUAUUUUUUUCUUUUCAUCAGCUGAAAGAGUUGUUUUUACCCAAUGAGCAAGAUCUUGAUGUGUUUGACGUCAUCAUACGUUUUCCCAACGGACAAAUAGAUGUAUUAAGUGAUGAAGAGGAAUUUGGGGCAGAUCGACUCUCUACUUGUGAGAAAGUUUGCAUUGUACCAGCUGGGUUCGUACUGUCAUAGUUUUCAAAGUGAUCAUUGUACCAGCUGGGUUCGUACUGUCAUAGUUUUCAAAGUUAUCAUUGUACCAGCUGGGUUCGUACUGUCAUAGUUUUCAAAGUUAUCAUUGUACCAGCUGGGUUCAUACUGUCAUAGUUUUCAAAGUGAUCAUUGUACCAGCUGGAUUCGUACUGUCAUAGUUUUCAAAGUUAUCAUUGUACCUGUAGUCAAAUAUAUUCUUAAUCGGACAUAACGAGCUAACAGGUGGUAAAUUAAAAUAUAGUUUAAAGAGAAAUGUUAUGUUUGUAUCCAGACCACGUUAGAUCUUAUUGUUCAGCUAGUAUUUAUUUGGUCGGUCUAUUUAGGCAUGAGUGUAAAAAUCAACUAUUUAUAUUUUCGUAUGUUGUUCAUUUUAAUAUUUGUUCACACAUUUCUUUUUAACUCAACACUUUUACUUUUUAAAAAAAAAUUAUGAAGUAUGCAUUUCACAGACUAGAGAGUACAUAAUAGACACAAAUUAUUUAAAUGUCUUGAAUUUAAAGCCGGUAUAAAAGUAAUCAUGACAUAUUUUUUAAAAUGAUAAAUACGAGUUUUAAUUUUGCCGUAAUAAAUCGAUGUUUAACAAUAAAUAAAAUGCAAGUGUCUGAGCGAAGUAUUGCUGUUUCAAAAUGUCUAAAAUUGGGGUCAAUUAAUUUUCUGAUCUUUAGGAAAAAAAAGUCUUUCUUUAUAAAUUAACCUAUAUUUAUUUAUAAUUUUUUAUCAUUUUAUUUUUGUCAGGAGUGUAGCUCAGCAAGGGCCACAAUUACAAGAUGUCGAUGCCGCUGUCCAUCUUCAUGACUAGAGUUGACAAUAACAUUGACCGACCCACACCGAGAUUCGUCAAUAUCUUCCUUCCCGAACUAUUAUGUAGCUCUCUACAUAACACAAUUGAUGUAUAUUAAUUAUAAAAUAUAUUGAUUAACAUUCAUUGAAGUUGAUUUGACGUACCCUGAUUAAACUACAGAAACAUAAGAUGUCCAUUUGAGCAUUAGGGAAAAUCAAUUUGUUUUUAUUCUUUUAUUUUUUAUUUAAUGCCCCUGAUACAAAUACUGAGAAUUCUUUUCUAGGAAAAAAAAUUUCAUUUUUGAAAUUAAUAAGAUUAACAGGUAUUUAAGUGCUAGUCAGUUUUUACCAGUGUUAAUACACUUAAAGAAAAUGUUUAGAAAAAAUUGUUUAAUGUUAUUUUGAUUAUUAUUAAGUUUGAAAUUAAAAUAAACCAUCAUUUGUUGUUUCAAGUCAUAAAAAAUAUUGAAAAACAGUUUAAAAAAAACACGCUUUUUCUUAUAAAAAUGGAUUACAAAGUAUAAAAUAAAUAAUAAUAAUAAUAAAGUUCAUUUCAAAAACACGCUUCAUCCCCAAAGGCUCGAAGCGCGGUACAAAGUCAAAAAAAAAACAUUUAAAACAAACGCAACACGACAAAAACUAAGUACAAGCAUACAAUGGCAAAGUCUUUCUAGCCAUUUCAACCAUAAGCAACACAGCCAUUAUGCAUUAACUGGAAAAUAAUGUUGACAAUCAUCCCAGAAGGUGUUUGCGAAAUAGAUGUGUCUUUAAAUCGGUUUUAAAGGACUCCAGUGUCUGGUUGUUUCUGAGAUCGACAGGAAGGGCAUUCCAAAUUGGUGGACCAGCAAAUGCGAAAGUGCGCUUUCCGUAAGUCUCAAGGCAAACACGUGGUGUCGAGAGUUUGCCACUAUCGGAUGAGCGGAGCUCUCUAGUGGGUACAUAAGGCGUCAGCAGCUCUUUCAGAUAGGACGGCGCCAGGUCAUGUAAGCAGCGGUAGCACAAAGUUGCUAUUUUGUACUCCAUGCGAGCACGCACUGGCAGCCAGUGCAGCUCUCUCAGAAGUGUUUUUGCAUGGUCAAACUUGCGUUUGCGGAGAACAAUGCGAGCCGCAUUAUUCUGUGCUAUUUGAAUUUUAUCCAGGAGCGUAGCUGGAAGACCCACCAUAAGAGCAUUGCAAUAGUCCAUGCGUGAUAGCACAAAUGCAGACAUCAGCCUCUUUGUUGCAUCAAUUGUUAGGAAGGGCCUGAUGUGACUAAUCCUGCGCAGCUCUAGAAAAAUCGCCUUGCAUAGCAUGUUAAUAUGACUUUCAAAAGUUAGUCUUCCAUCUAGGUAGACACCCAGGUACCGCACUGUUUGAGCUAACUCAAUACGCACACCUGAGAGAGUAAUGGAUGUCGUGUUAUUUGCAGAUUUUUGCUUCUGAGCGGUCGCGAUGGGGAGCAGCUCAGUCUUAUCAUCAUUUAAUUUGAGCUUGUUUAUCGUCAUCCAGUGCUUAACCGACUCCAUUGUCUUCUGUGUCAUACUGAGCAGCUGAGGGAACUGAGAAGGGAUCACGGAUUGUCCCUUAAAUGCUCAGAGUUGUUAAAGUCAUUUGACUAACAAGAGGUGGGCGCCUUUGAACUUAAUGUAUUUUAUAAUUUGUAAGGAAAUGCACGAAGCGGUAUCUCUAAUUUUAUUCCACUUGUCAAGAUCAGGGUCGCUGUGAGCAUACAACAGUAGUGUCAGACAGAUAUGUGUAGUCAUUUUUCCAAGAUUUUUAAAUAAUCUGUAUCAUAAUAAUUGUGUCACAUAAUACUCACUUUCAGUGAUUACAAACGCAUACAUGUGUCCAACAUUGUAUUUGACAAGUCAUAUAACAUCAUUUUAUUUCAUGGGCGUCACACACUUUGUUUGGUCAUGUGACAGUAACAACUCUGAAGUUUUGGAGGAACUUUUUUUUUAAUACAUUUGUUUGUUUCUUUUAAAGAAAAGCAAGUUAUUUUUUAAAAAGUUUUAUUUUUUAAAAAAUAUAUUUUUAUUUAGUCAUUUCUAGAAGUAUUCGGAGAUAAGACAGUGUGUUGUAAAAUGUAACUAAAAAAUUAGUGUGAUGCCAUUGAAAUAUAAAAAACGUGUUGACCUUUCUGUUGUAAGAAAUGUGUUCAUCAUCGUUGAAUGUUGACCAGAACGAGUGAUCAAUCAUAUGGAAACGCCAUAGUGAAGACAAGAAAUUCCUAUCUUUCCGUCCUUGAGUUAACCACAGAAGGUCACUCAAAAGUCAGUAAAUAUCACUGGUUCCAAUUCAUCAAUUUUGGCAAUUUUCAUAAAUAUUCAUGUGUAUCAAAGUGUCUCUAUUAAUAAAUAAAAUUAAAAUUCUAAAUGCAACUUGAAUAUUUCCUUGUUAAUGG